Molecule: messenger RNA, 4023 nt
Organism: Procambarus clarkii (red swamp crayfish)
Lineage: Eukaryota; Metazoa; Arthropoda; Malacostraca; Decapoda; Cambaridae
Source: RefSeq, a predicted model, not a curated record
GCAGUGUGCGCUGGGCCGCAGUGUGCGCUGGGCCGCAGUGUGUACUGGGCGGCAGUGUGUGUGUUGAGUCGUAGUGCGUGGCUUAGCGACAGUGUGUGCUGGGCCGCAUUGUGCGCUGGGCGGCAGCGUGCGCUGGGUGGCAGUGUGCGCUGGGCGGUAGGGUGCGCUGGGCGGCAGUAUGCGCAGGGCGGCAGUAUGCGCUGGGCGGCAGUAUUCGCUGGGUUGUAGUAUGCGCUGGGCGGCAGUAUGCGCUGGGCGGCAGUAUGCGCUGGGCGGCAGUAUGCGCUGGGCGGCAGUGUGUGAUGGGUGAUUGUGUGCGCUAGGAGCAGUGUGUGGUGGGCUGCAGUGGGUGUUGGGCGGCCGGUGAGGGCGGGUGUCCUCGUGUCUGCACUCUCCCACCAUCGUGCGUGUUUACAAGUUUGUUUUGCUGCUAAUUACAUAGUUAGCGUCGUCGCUACAUAGAACAAAAAUUUCAGGUUUAAAGUGUCUUUUCUCUACAUACGUGAAAAUUUGUAUUAUUCCUAAUUAGUUGAAAGUUUGAAAAUAUAUGUUGAAACGCUGUAAAAAAAACUUUGAAACGUUUUAAAAAAAACUUAGUUUUCAUUACGCACAAGAACAUUUUUGUUGCAACUUGAAAUUUUUUUUUUUUUUUUUUUUGCUGCACAGAAUUAAAAUUGUAAAUUAUUUUGAUAUGACACAAGAGCGAUGCCCGUGGGAGGCAGUUCCUCCCGAGAAGCCUAAUUGUUUCUUCGAAAGAAAAUGUUUUUGAGUGGAAAUGAAUGAACGAUUCAUUCGUCUGAUGUAUAACGAUAAGGGGGGAAAUCAGUGUGAGUUAAGUUUCCUCAAUGACAAUUUUUUUUUUAAGAUGGAAGUCAAACGACAACAAACUAUACCGAAUCCAAACUAACUAGGCUUUGUUUGUUGAAAGCAAUUGUUGUUACACAGACAAUGUAAGCUGCCGAUAUGAAUUAUUUGCAUGAAAUAUAAUUUGUUUUUGUUAAUGCAUAAACAGCCUUUCUCUUAUUUACACGACGUAAGAUUAAGUCUGAGGGUCAACACAUAAGGUAUUGUGGCUCUUGGAAAGGUUGAUAAUUCAGGCUUCGCCCCAUAAAUCCUUCACCGGAUUCAAGAAAAGACAUUUUGCUUCUGUGGAUUAAAGUUGUUUACAUUUAAUUUUUUCAAACGUUUUGUUGCGCAAUAUGGUUCAGAAAGAGGACAUAUGAGGGAAGACACGCAGAUUUACUUACUGAGAAUAGCGACCUCACACAUUUAAGUGGCUGAAAUACUACAUUCCACACACUAAGAUUCACAGAAUUACAGACACAGCCUCAUAGACUAUCAACAUAGUCAACAACCUAAAUAACAACCCCUAAAUCAACAACAUAGACUAUCAACCUGUAUUUGUGAGUCUCAGAGACUCAAACAGAAUUGAAAAAUCACUUAAAGUUCCGUUAUGCUGGAAUCAGGUAUUUUUUUUAAUACAAUCUUCAAAUCUGCAUUGGUCACAAAAUCAUUUCUUGCUUAAAAAACAUGAUUCGUAUUAUGUAACGCAAAUAAUACUUUUAUACGGUAUUAUUAUUGUCCCAGUUAAUCGUACUUUCCACGAAAGACUAUUAUUAGAGCUCCGUGGGUCUGGACCACAGUCUUGAGUGAAAGAAGAAAGCAGGUUAAGGUAAUCUCUGAGAGGAGGAGCUAAGCCAUGCGUACUUCGGGACAUUGUGGACUCUAGGCUUAAGUUAACUUGAAGUUAACUCGCUCCAAGCACCGUGUAUUUAUUUGUAUUCGUAAAUUGUGUUUAUGUGUGUGAAGUUUGGCCUGGCUUACAGCGUCGUGGUAUGUGUAUGGUGGUAAGGGCAGCCAUGGACGGAGUACAUACAGCUCGCUCCUGAUAGGGAAACUGAGACGAGUGUCGAAUGAAACGUGGAAAAAAAUAUGACGACUUUUAAGUGUGUAAAGCAAGAAUAAAAGACAGCAUCACGGAACACUGAUCAUAGGAAGAUAGCUUAGUGCUUGCCCUCUCGGUACAUCUAGAACCUCACCCCACCAUCCAAGGUAUACUCAACCGCAUUAAUAUAAUCACCUUGACUGAAACAUACUCAUUUGGGUUCACGUAUACCACCUGGAUUCAUUUCUGGUCAUCUAGGUUCAAGACCACCCAAGUGCACCUGGAUUCAGCUAGCCUCAUUCAGCGUCAUCUGAAUUAUCUUCUGCUUGGCUGACUUCAGCUGGAUUCAUUUGGUUUCACCUGAGCGCCUUAUUACUUUUGCUCAUCGUUACCUGUGAUCCUCGUCACCUGGGAGCCUUGCCACCUGGGAGCCUCGUCACCUAGGAACCUUGCCACCUGGGAGCCUUGCCACCUGGGAGCCUUGUCACCUGGGAACUUCGUCACCUGGGAGCCUCUUCACCUGGGAGCCUCGUCGUCUGGGAGCCUCGUCACCUGGGCGCCUCGUCACCUGGACUCAUCAUCACCUAGACUCAUCAUCACCUAGACUCAUCAUCACCAGCGGCAGAAAGACGUACAGCACAGCAUCGGCAGAAUGUACAGCAGCAACAACAGCAGCAGCAACAGUAGUGUUCCUGCCAAGAUUUACAGCCCCAACAACAGUGGGACUUUCUCUGGUGGCAUCGCCAGCAGGACCAAUAGCCCCCUUCACUGCAGCAAGACCAACAGCCCCCUUCACUGCAGCAGGACCAACAGCCCCCUUCACUGCAGCAGGACCAACAGUCCUCUUCACUGCAGCAGGACCAACAGCCCCCUUCACUGCAACAUCACAGACAAGAUCAAUAGCUCUAAUAACAAAAGAAUCGCAGUGAAAAACGACUCCAACAACAACAUGAGCAGCUCCCAGCAGCAGCAGCAGCAGCAGGAGGUGAGGCCUCCAGCCAGUGUGGUCAACUGCAGCCCUUACGACCACCAGCUGCUGGAGCGCCUCGUCCCUCGCCACAUCACCACAGAACAUGUGGUCUUUAGUCACAAGACGAAGGUCGGAGGCCGCUCCCUGUACUUCUUCAGCCCGGCGGCGAGGGGCGGCCUGACCAAGCCCGUCUUCACCACCAGGGAGAAGCUUAUAUCUAUCCUGGACGGUCCCCCGGAGGACGAGGACGAGGAGAGUGAGGCGCAGCGCGGCGCCUCCCCGGUGCGCAGGCGCAGCAGCAACGCCCUGGGCGGCGGGUCGUCGUCGCCGGGUCGUCAUGGCGGCCGGCGACGGCGGGAAGAGCUCAGCCCAGGGCUUGUGUGUACCAUCAAGCGCGUCCACCUGCGGGACCCCGCCUGCGACCUGGGGGUCAGCGUCUGGCGAGGACGGGGCCCUCAGCGGGGCCUGCAGGGGCCACAGAGGCCCCCUGUGGGUACCGGGCCAGCGCUCCUGGUGGAGGGGCCUGAGAGUGGGGAUGCUGGCGACGGCAUGGUGGUGGCGGCCGGGUACACGGGAGAGGUUAUGUUCCUUCUGCCGCACUCCGUACUCGGGCGCACGGAGCUUGAACCUCGCGCCAUCGAGAUAUUUGUGCAGGAGUCGAUGUUGUGGUGUGUGAGCGAGUCAGUGGUGUGGUUCGUGGUGAGACGCUUCACCAGGCGGAAGGUGCUGCCCAACACCCGCCAACUCUCUCACCAGCUCAACCUCGGCAAGCUCAACCUCCGCUCUCCUGACCUCAAGAAGAUGUCUUGAUGAACCACAAAUGUUAUUCUCAUUAAACUGUGAUUUUAUUGUUUAAAAUUGAAUAAAAGCUUGCAUAAAAGCAUGUGUGUGUGUGUGUGUUUACUAUUUGUGCCUGCAGGAUCGAGCUAUUAGCUCUUGGGCUCCGCCUUUAUAACCGUUGGUUGUCUAAUGUACUGACUCCCGACCUAAUUUUCUUCUGCUUGUCUGUUAUAGAUACUUUUCUCACGCACAUUCCUUGGAUGCUGUCCAUAGCAGCUGUAGUUACUAGGUACCUAUUUACUGCUGGGUGAACAGGAGCAUUAGCUGAAACAAACUCUGCCCUUUUGUUUCUGCCUCGGCUUGGAAUCGAACCUGGGACCUUCGGGCU